Messenger RNA from Naegleria lovaniensis, 1338 nucleotides. RefSeq lists its product as uncharacterized. The record is from RefSeq and is a predicted model, not a curated record. The transcript has a single exon. Bases 1 to 1338 code for a protein of 445 amino acids. NCBI's taxonomy places the organism in Eukaryota, Heterolobosea, Eutetramitea, Acrasida, Naegleriidae.
AUGAUCACGCAAGCAACUCUAUCAUCGGAAUCGUCAUCCUCACAACAACAAGAGGAGGAUUCAUUGAUUGCCAGUGUUGAACAACAAUUAUCCAAUUUAACGAUCCAUACUCACACUCUUUCCGAGCAGGAAGAACAACUCGUUGAGCUCUCUCAGAAACAAUACUUGGCAAACAAAUUUGAAGGUGCUUCUCCCAACGUCAAAUGGAAAGCUAUUUAUCACGAACAAGUGCUUGAAGAAUUUCCAACACGAUACAUUCCUCUGGAAUAUCUUGAUGAGUACACUCCUGUGAUCGAGGAUAAUUCACAUCUCGUGCCACAACGUUCGCAAAGAUGGCGUGAAUUACGACAAAAUCGAUUGACAGCCUCUAACAUUAGUCGAGCUUUGGGAUUUUUCAAUCCAAAGGCUGCAAAAAAACUUGGUCUUUCAUUCUCUCAAAAUUCAAACGAGUUAACCACAGGGGAAAUGUACAAAUCAUUAUUGAGUCGAGAAGAAUUGAGAACACUGUUCAAGAUGAGUGACGAAGAUAUUGAGAAAUUAAAAAAUCCAACAUUGAGUGAGGAGUCCUAUGAUGAGAUUGUGAAGAGAGUGUUUACAGAGUGGGGAAGUUUACACGAAUUGAAUUGUGUUAGCACAUUGUUGGAGAGUGACUUGUUGGAUAAGGAUGUAACAUUUUGUGAGACUGGUUUUUAUGUCAUUACAGAAAAGCGGCUAUUGAAAGUCUUUACACAACAAGAAUUGGAAGAAUAUCAAUUGAGCUUUGAGAAGAUACCUCCUUUGGGUGCUUCGCCUGAUGGUCUUUUGAAGAAAUUGAGCAAUUCCAAUGGUUCUAAGAAUGAUCCAUCAGAGACAUCCACAGAAGCAGAGGAAUACUUUUCGUGUGUUGAAAUCAAAUGCCCCACUUGCUUUGUUCCAAAAUAUGUGAAAAAAGGAACACCCAUCCCAGCUAAACCUACGUUUAGUUACAUUUCCAAGAAACCACACGAUGCUGUUCCCGUCUAUUACUUGACUCAAAUGUACACACAAAUGAUAGCAACAAACACUCGUCAAUGUUAUUAUUGCAGCUGGACCGCUACAAAGGGCUGUCGUGUAUUUAAGGUUGAAUUUGACAAAAAGUAUGCUCUCGAAAUGUUGUUUUGGUUGAGCAAGUAUUAUCAAGUUGUAAAAUACAAGGGAGUGGAUAUUGCAGACGAUUACUUUAUCACGUCUGAGAGAUAUUUGAAAUUCUUGGACUGGAGUUUACAAAUUGUGAGCAGCAUUCCAAUGGAGAUGGAGAUUCCAAAGAGUAAGGUCCAUGAAGGACAAGACCCAGAGAGGAAACAUAUGUUUAACAAUUAA